AGUUUCUUGACUUGAAUAAAUCCAUUUGUUAAAAAUGGAUAUUAUUGUGAGUCCUGAUCCACCCAGAAACAACACUGAGCAUUUGCGGAUGAUGAUAACAGCUGUUGAUGCUGUGAUUAGUGGUAAGAUGUCCCAGAGAGAAGCUGCUAAGGCUUACAAUAUUCCCAGAAGUACUCUUAGAAGCCAUCUGCCAAAGCAUGCAUCAGUAAGUAUUUAAAUCUAAACAUUGAAAUACGCAAUAAACAGCCAUAGCUUUUCACACAUGUUUUCAAAAAAUAAUUUGAGGGUAGUUUAGUUUGGAUUUUUUAAAUAUUUUUUUUUAAUAUUCAAGAAAACAUUUUAAAACGGAAUCAAGUUUUGCAAUUUGAAAUACCUGGUAUUUAAGCAGAAUUAAUAAGAACUUUAUUGUCCCUCUUUUACAUCCCUUAUUACCUAUAUUGACAUCCCUUAUUACCUAUAUUAACUCUCUUACCUACUACUGGACUAUUACAUUCCUCAUGCAGUCCUCUUGGAAAAUACAUUGCAGCUAAGUGUUUAUUAAAAAUUUUAUAUUGUUUUUAUUUUUGUUUUUUUUUGUAGAAGAAGGCUUCUGGCGGACACAUCGAUUAUUUCGCAUGCCCUUUUUUCAGUUUUUUCCCAUAUUUUGUAUCACUUAUUUCAUUCUACCUAACCUGCUUGCAGUCUCUCCCCCUUAUUGUCAUUUUUAGCUCUAAAACUUUUAAUUUUGUGGUGAUUCUAAUUUGUUUUCAGUAUAAACACAGAAUUCAAAAGCCACCAACGGGUUUCAAGGGAAAGACAAUUCUUUCCAAAAAAGAAGAACGAGAGGUAAUGUUGUAAGUAAAAUAAACAAUUGAUUUAAAUUAGGUUUACUAAUGUCAGGAUGCAAAGUAUGAUGUUGAUAUGGACAAACAUAUAGAGAGAUAUCUUUUCUAUUUAACUUGCUGUCAUGGUAGAAUGAAACAAAGUGAUUUGAUGCAUCUGUUAAUAUGCUGAGCAGAUGUGAUAAUGCUUUUUUUUGUUGCUGAUCUCAUAUUUAUUAUAUUUAUUUUUAUAAAAAAAUAAAAAUAGCCUAGUAUACAAAUUAAAAUGUGUGUCUAAAUCUAUUCUAUCCUCAGCUAAUUGAGUUUGUAGUAAAUAUGCACAGAGCUGGUUUUGGUAGAACUCGUCAAGAUUUGCUUCUCAAGGUUCAAGACAUGCUCAAUAAAUUAGAAAGAAAGACAAAAUUUGAAAACAAUUUACCAAAUGAUGAAUGGUAAGUACUUUGUUAGUGUAGUAUGGUUAUGAAGUUAUUUUUUGGUGAUUUUUGUUAAAAAGGGCCAUGAUUAAAUUAUGUGUAAUAUCUAGUUGGGGGGGGGGGGUAUUUUUUUUGACUUUUUUGGUUGAUGGUUUUUAAAGUUUUUGAAAAAUUAGUGAUAAUGUGUAAAAAAAAAAAAAGCCAAAAUAGCAUGGCAUAAAAUGGAUGCCCCCACAGUGAUAAAAAUUUAUCUCUUAUAUGUAUAGUGAAAUAGGUAGCCUUUAAAAUUUAUAUUUUGUAAAGCUAUGGAACAUUUAAAAUUAGCUCCAGGACAAAGGAUUUGCUUUUAAACACUUAUUUCUAAAGCAAAGCUUUCAAUACUUCCAAAAUACCUGUCGCAUGUGUUACAUUUCAGGUAUGUGUCAUUCUUGGAGAGACACAAGGACAGUAUCAAAGAAAUUUACAUCGGCUACGGCUUCCAGGAGAAAGGAGUUGUCCCCAUUGACGUCUACGGUGUACACGAGACCAUCGAGGUUGCUGUGCAGUCUGUUUCUCAUACUAACCCCGUUGUUUACCACCACCCCAGCCCUCCACAACAACAGCUCCACCGUCCGCAGGAUAACGCAGAAAGUGUUUCCAGAUGUAGAAUGCUGCCAUUUCCCUUUCAGAUCUGAAGUGGAACUUUUGUGAGCCAAAAUUUAUUUAAUAUAAGAGACACUUGCUCUGCUGCUCAUUCAAAGCUGACUUAUAAUUUUCACGCAUUUUAUUUUUUAAAUACAAAGCCGGCUAUGCCGAAUCAAGUUACACCAUUAGCGGUGUGUGUAGAUGAUUGAAACUUGUGUCUCCAUCUAUCACAGUUACGAAUUUUUAAAGUCAUCUUUCCUAAAUUAAAGCUUUUUCUUUUUUUCAACUCUAAUAGUAAGAAGCCUCUUGAUUAAUUUUUUUCUGCAAGUCAAAAUCUGUAGAAAACUUACGGCUCAUAUACUUUUUCUAUUGGAAGAAAAGAAUAGAGACUCUCACAAUUAAAAGAUACCAUAGCCUCAUUUUAUGUACUGGUAUAAACUUAACAAGAGGCCCUUGUAUGAGAUCAAUCAUAAGUUCUCUGACUUCAUCAUGACGAGGCAAGGCUAUUGGGCAAAAAACAGCAGCAUUCAUUAGUUGAAUUUCAUACCGUCUGUGGAUAGCUUGGGUGCCAUACUUAAGUGACGACAAAGCGUUAUAAAAUAAAUUCUCCGUAGACUCACAAAAUUUGUCAGAUUUCAAGUAAGGGGAUGAAAUAAAAAAAUUGAAUACUAUUUUGACCAACAAAAUAAUGUUAUGCACCUUUACUGCAAUGCAAGCUGAUCUUCACAGGAAGUCAAACCACAUUUCUACAGUAGCUUCCUCAGAGCACCACCAACUUCCAGUCCAUGGUGUCCAUCCGUUUGUAGGAUGGACACCAUAGUUGGUAGCCCUCAAUUCAUGCAACAGAUUUUGUCUGUAUUUGAGUACUGGUACAACGCUUUGUGUAGAUAGUGCACAAAUAAUCUGGCAGGAGGGAAGAAAUCUAUUAACAGCGAGCACUCUUGCUAUCCAUUUUGCAAAAUGCUGGAAUAUUUAUUUGUAUUGUAUUUGUGUGCUCUGAGUGUGGAGUAUUGAAACAUUUUAUUUUUUAUUUCUCCAAGUUCGUAUGAUCUUAGUUAACCAGCAGGGUUACAUGUUAUUUUUUUUUUGUCCGUUGAGUUGUUCUGGCGAUCGCCCUAACAGUGAUAGAUAAAAAUGAUAGCUGCCAUUAAAUGUUUUAAAAUAUCUGGUCGUGCUGCCGAGGUAAACUAAAUGUUCACCUAGGUAUCAAUGAUUAUCAGGGAUCUCAAACAGUUUUGUUCCCCUGAUCAUUAUUGUUUAUAAAGGCUCAUAGAAAUUAUAAAUGUACCACAUCUCUUUAUUUAUUUAUUUAAUACAGAUGUAUGUUAAAAAAUAUUACAUAUAAAACAGCAGUGUCUUUGUGUGGAUGAACCUUGCUCUCUAGGCAAAUGAGGUCACUGCCAAAAAUAUAACUUUAAUCAGAGCUCUUAUAUUAGCGAUUCUCAAGAGACCAGCUUGUUUGUUUAAGAGCCCUGCCACGUAAAUUAUACACACAGAAAUGUAGCAAUAAAUUUUGUGAAUACCUUCAAUUUAUCCCCCGCUCAGUUGUUGACGAUGUUUUUAAUUGUUUCCGUUACUGGUUUAAGUGUGUGAUAGUGGCAGAGGCUGACCAGAAGCGAGUGAUCACGGCCGAAGCGAACCAGCGCCAAGAAGCGCUCUGGUGGACGUGAUCGGCGGAGUUUUUUUUAAAUCCUCAAGCUGUCAAAGGCACGCAACUUUUUGUUUUGCUCAAAAUCUUUCAUGAAGGCUGGAAUGUUGUCAUGUAAGUGAAAAUGUGUGUGUGACAGAAUGAUUGUGUGGUAAAAUGAUUGUGUGACUGAAUGAUUGCGAGCUAGGAUCUUUUUGACGUCCAGUGACUGUGAGGGGUGAAUGUCUAUUAUUUUGUAUGAUUGGCCGCUGGCUUGUGUUUGAGAUGAUUACUUUAGUCUGUCACCCGUGUCUAUGGAUGGGAAAAAAAAUUAAUCUCAUUUAUUGUGUUCACUUCUCAGACUUUUGAUGUACAUAUUAUCAGGCAAACAGUUGUAUAUUUUAGAUCCCAGAUAUAUAGCUGAGCAUAAUGGUACAGUGGUACAUUGUAAAUCUCAGAUUUAUCUGAACAUAUUGGUACAGUUGUACAUUUUAGAUCCCAGAUAUAUAUCUGAACAUAAUGGUACAGUUGUACAUUUUAGAUCUGGACAUAAUGGUACAGUUGUGCAUUGUAUAUCCCAGAUAUAUAUCUGAACAUAAUGGUAUAGUUGUACAUUUUAGAUCACAGAUAUAUAUCUGAACAGUAUUGUUUUAUUUAAAUUUAAUGUUCUUGAUUUUAUUUUCCAACUUAACAAGUGAUGAAAACAAAUCAAAGUUAAUAGAUGGGCAUUUGACUUACCAAU
This is a messenger RNA of Lymnaea stagnalis (great pond snail), 4227 nucleotides long. The record is from the annotation of a GenBank genome assembly. Lineage: Eukaryota; Metazoa; Mollusca; Gastropoda; Lymnaeidae.